This is a messenger RNA of Anopheles funestus (African malaria mosquito), 732 nucleotides long. RefSeq lists its product as uncharacterized. The record is from RefSeq and is a predicted model, not a curated record. The transcript has 3 exons. Lineage: Eukaryota; Metazoa; Arthropoda; Insecta; Diptera; Culicidae. Bases 102 to 656 code for a protein of 184 amino acids.
AUACCCGGGUAGCUUUUCGACUGCAUAACAUAAACGUACAACAAGUUCUCGUUUGACAGCCGUUACAAAACGGAUAGCAUUCAAAGUGCAGUUGGAAAGCAAUGGCUGAAACAAAUAAAACGGGUUCUAAACAACAAUUUAUCGAUGCAUAUACUGUUUUGGUACAAGGAAUAAGUGCAGCACGGUUCGAAGAGUUCAAAGCAUUCUUCGCCAACGACUCUGACUACGAGCUAGCGGUACAGGAAUUUCGCAACGGAUUCAAGGAAGCGCUUCUAUCGAAGGUAAACAGGCUGUGGGAUGAAACCGACAUCGAUAGCAAUGUAGAGCUGUUGGAAUUGUUGAAAAGUAAGGCGAGUGGAAGGACGGCCAAAAUGUGGCGUCCCACUGGGAAACCCGUCAGUGAACAGGUUCUUCCACUGACUGUAAACAAACUGAAGACUUCGCUAAAGUUUUUCCACCUUCAGCUGGAAUUUCAAAAACAAAGAACGGAGGAACUUAUUUGUGAAAUCGAAACAAAGCGAACAAAGUACCGAACAAUGCAGACGCGUCGAAACCAUUUACUGCAGCAAAUUGCAAAUGAAACGAAAACGUUUGAAUCCACUCGUGCCCAACAGAAAAGCCUCGAUCAAAAGGUUAACGAUGAUUUACUAUUAUGAUUAUGCUUCCGAUAAAGCGAAACGGCUCCAAAUAAACGAUGCACAUCAAGUACUGGCUUCAUUCAGGUAGGAUAAA